This is a messenger RNA of Fraxinus pennsylvanica, 1254 nucleotides long. NCBI's taxonomy places the organism in Eukaryota, Viridiplantae, Streptophyta, Magnoliopsida, Lamiales, Oleaceae. The record is from the annotation of a GenBank genome assembly.
AUGGAUAUCCUGAAACAAGAGUUGCUGAAGAAACGGCAGAGCCUGGCGGAGGACGUCGGCGGGAAGAAAAUUUUCAAACGCUCCGAAAUCGAGCAGAAACGCCUCCAGCGGCUGCGGGAGGAGGAGAAACUGGAAGCCGAGGCGAAAGCCCUUAAACAAAAAGAAUUGGAACAGAAACAAAGCAACCGCAAUAUCAAUUCCCCAUCGAAUUCGAAUUCCAAUCCCGAAGUCGCCAAAUUCAAAUCUGAAUCCUCCGCCUCCGCCUCUAGAACAUUAACAGACGAGGAAAAGAUCGAUGAGCUGAAUCUCCCGAGGCAAGAAGUUAUUCGUCGUCUCCGUUUGUUAAAACAACCUGUCACGCUUUUUGGGGAAGAUGAUGAGGCGAGGCUUGAUAGGCUUAAAUAUGUUUUGAAAGCUGGGUUAUUUGAGGUUGAUGAUAGUGAUAUGACGGAGGGGCAGACCAAUGAUUUUCUUCGUGAUAUCGUGGAGUUAAAGAAGCGGCAGAAGUCGGGGAUUUUGAGUGGUAGGAAGAGGAAUGCGACUGAGGAUGGAGGAGAGGAUAAAGAUGGAGGAGGUGGUGAUGAGGAUUUGAGUGGGGAUGGGGCAUCUUCGGGUGGAGAUCACGACAAGGAUAUAAAGCGAAUGAAAGCAAAUUUUGAGGAGUUGUGCGAUGAGGAUAAGAUUUUGGUGUUUUUUAAGAAGUUGUUGAAUGAGUGGAAUCAGGAGUUAAACGAGAUGAGUGAGGCAGAGAAGAGGACUGCCAAAGGAAAAUCAAUGGUUGCCACUUUUAAGCAGUGUGCUCGGUACUUGAACCCUCUUUUCAAGUUCUGCAGAAAGAAGGUUCUUCCUGAUGAUAUUCGGCAAGCUUUGCUAUUGUUCGUCGAAUGCUGUAUGAAGCGAGACUAUCUAGCUGCAAUGGAUCAUUACAUUAAAAUGGCCAUUGGAAAUGCCCCCUGGCCUAUUGGUGUCACUAUGGUUGGUAUUCAUGAACGUUCUGCACGUGAAAAGAUCUAUACAAACAGUGUGGCUCACAUCAUGAAUGAUGAGACCACCCGUAAGUAUUUGCAAUCUGUUAAAAGGUUGAUGACAUUCUGCCAACGACGUUAUCCUACAGCCCCAUCCAAAGCUGUCGAGUUCAACAGCCUGGCAAAUGGCAGUGAUUUAUUGUCACUAUUAGCGGAAGAGAGGUCGUCUGGGGGGAAACAGCCAUCGGAAGAAAAGCUUCUGUUGAUGCCUGCUCCAAAGGAUAGCUAG